Umbelopsis ramanniana AG is the source of this 897-nucleotide messenger RNA. RefSeq lists its product as uncharacterized. Lineage: Eukaryota; Fungi; Mucoromycota; Umbelopsidomycetes; Umbelopsidales; Umbelopsidaceae. Gene Ontology annotation, cellular component: mitochondrion. Gene Ontology annotation, molecular function: NAD(P)HX epimerase activity. The record is from RefSeq and is a predicted model, not a curated record. Bases 33 to 713 code for a protein of 226 amino acids. The transcript is spliced from 4 exons.
CAGUAUUCUUUUUUUAUACCAUUCCACUUGCAAUGUCACUCAAGUUCAUUACCCAAAAAGUCGCCCAGGCAAUUGACGAAGACCUCAUGUCAGCAGCUGGUGGAUUCUCGGUUGACCAACUUAUGGAACUAGCUGGAUUAAGUGUAGCGCAAGCCGUCCAAAAGACUUACCCGACUCAAAAGCAUCCACGUGUACUUAUUUGCUGUGGUCCCGGAAACAAUGGUGGAGAUGGUCUUGUUGCUGCUCGCCAUUUGUUCCAUUUCGGCUAUAAGCCUAGUAUCUACUAUCCAAAGCAGAGCAAAAAUGAUCUGUAUAAGCGUCUUGUCACCCAAUGCAACAACCUGAAUAUUCCAUUUGUAGAGAAGGCGUCGCCUAAAGAAAGCGAUAUCAUUGUUGACGCAAUCUUUGGCUUCAGUUUCUCUGGCGAUGUGCGCGACCCUUUCAAGGAAGUGGUUCGUGAUCUCAAGGAAACUCAUGUUCCCAUUGUAGCCGUUGAUAUUCCAUCAGGAUGGGAUGUGGAAAAAGGCGACCCAGAAAAUCAAUUUUUCUCUCCUGACACCUUAGUGUCUUUGACAGCACCCAAGUUAUGUGCACAGGCGUUCAAAGGGCGUCACUUCAUUGGUGGGCGAUUCGUUCCUCCAAGCUUGGCCGAAAAAUUCGACUUGAAGAUACCAAAGUAUCCUGAAGGGGAUCAAGUCGUGCAAGUUCAAUAGCAACCAUUGUGUCAUAAGCUGUGAUGGGAAAAAUGUUGACGGAUUAUGGUCAAACAUAUAAAUCCUCUGACAUUCAAAGGAACCCAAAAUUGAAGACAAAACCACUUUGGAUUUAUUACAAGACGAUGAGAAAAUAAAAAACAAAAAAGGUACUAGUAAAUGGCAGUGUUGAACGUGAUAUAUC